AUUGUUGCAAGCAUGAAGUUCUGAAAUAGGGACUUUACUAGCCAUAUGUAUGUAGUAGUGAUAUAGUUUUAGUUUGUGGACUUUUCUCAUCUCAAGUGGUCAAAUCAAAUAUUCUUGAAAUCAUUUCGUUCGAGGUUAUAUCAAGGUUCAAGAAGAGAAACCAGAAAGUGGGAAAAAGAAUGCCCAAGAAAUUUAUGUAGUCCAUUUAAUUCAUCAACCAUCAUCUUCAGUUCUUAUAAGAAUGAGUACUUAAUGAUUUUGAAACUUAGAUUUAAACAUUAAAAAAGUGCUUUACCAAAUGUCUCUAAAUAUUCCAAGACUCAUUUUUACAUAAAUUUCAAUCGGUACCUAUCCAAAACAAUAAAUGCCGAAGAAAAAAGGACAGAAAAAAAUCUCUAACCAAGAUUUUACCAUAAAUGAUUGUGCUAAUGCACCUAAACCAGUUGGAAAGUUGAAGAAGUCUGUUGAUGCUGCCCCUCCUGUUGAACUAUCUUGGGAUCAAAUUCAGGAUGAGGAGUGUGACUUGGUGGAGGAGUAUGACGAGAAUGGUAUCAAGAGUAUUGUUUAUAGAAAAAAAAGAAAUCACUCUAAGUCUGAAGGCGAUAAUAAUGAAAAUGCAGGUGUCAUAUAUCCUGAGAUUGUAUGGUACUUAAUAUCAAAGUUCAUAAAACCAGAAGAUGUUGGAAGGUUUGCUGGUAUAAACAAAAGUACAUAUGCGAUGACCAAACGUGAGUCAUUCUGGAGAUUGCUAUACCAAAAAUAUUGUAAAAACAACCCAAAUUUGCCAGAAAGAUUACGUCUAGAGAACAGUUACAAAGUUUAUGGGCUUCGGCAAAGAGUUAUUAGAGCCCUUUAUCACUCAUAUGAAGUAUUUACAAAGAAAGUAGUUAACCAGUCUGCACAUGACAGUAAGCCUCACGAAUUGGUGAAACGGUGCUGUGUUAAUGUUUGGUUCACUAAGGGUCUCCAUCAUUGGUUGAUCUAUUUUAAAUUCAAGAAGUUACAUCCCAUGCAAAGGCUCCAAAAUACAGCUAGUUUAAUUGAGGAACUUGGAAGAGUUGAUGCUAAUCCAGAGGAGAAUUCACAAGUUUUGCAGGUAACAUGCCAAAACUUCUAUGAGGUGCCUCCAUUGAUGGGUAUGACUCUAUCAUCAGUUAGUGUUGUAUUAUCCCAAGGGUUUAGACAUCAUAGACUUCACCUCGGCUUUAAUACAGGUUCCCAUAAUGUUUCCAGAGAUAUACUGCCAGAAUGUACUGUGAUUUUAGAUAGUGUUAUAAACAUUGUUGUGUAUGAUUGGUGGCAUCCAAAGUACCCAUAUUUUGAUAAUAAAUUGCCUUCAAACAUGAGAGAUGAGGAAGCAUUACCUGUUUUAAAGAAAGACUUUUUCAACUGUUAAGAGAAACAUUAUUGAUAAGAUAAAACAUAUGUGAUACAUAGAAUAAAAGACCAAUUAUAUAUUUUUUGAUUGU
Diatraea saccharalis (sugarcane borer) is the source of this 1469-nucleotide messenger RNA. The record is from the annotation of a GenBank genome assembly. NCBI's taxonomy places the organism in Eukaryota, Metazoa, Arthropoda, Insecta, Lepidoptera, Crambidae.